Molecule: messenger RNA, 1451 nt
Organism: Lates calcarifer (barramundi perch)
Lineage: Eukaryota; Metazoa; Chordata; Actinopteri; Centropomidae
Gene: dcun1d1
Product: DCN1, defective in cullin neddylation 1, domain containing 1 (S. cerevisiae)
Exons: 7
Coding region: 106-879 (257 amino acids)
Biological process (GO): positive regulation of ubiquitin-protein transferase activity; protein neddylation
Cellular component (GO): ubiquitin ligase complex
Molecular function (GO): cullin family protein binding; ubiquitin conjugating enzyme binding; ubiquitin-like protein binding
Source: RefSeq, a predicted model, not a curated record
UUGAAGAAUGAUACUUCAACCGGAAGAAGUUUUUACGUGACACGUAAAAACUUUACACGCAUUAGCCAGCUGGAUGGGAGGAGAGGGAGUCGGGCGAAGACAAACAUGAACAAGCUGAAGUCCUCACAGAAGGAUAAAGUUCGCCAGUUCAUGAUUUUCACGCAAUCCAACGAGAAGACUGCACUGACCUGUCUGUCACAGAAUGACUGGAAACUAGAUGUUGCCACGGACAAGUUUUUCCAAAAUCCAGAGCUCUAUGUUUCAAAUCUAAAGGGAGCCUUAGACAAGAAGAAGCUCGAGCAGCUGUACAACAGAUACAGAGAUCCUCAUGACGACAACAAGAUUGGCAUCGACGGGAUCCAGCAGUUCUGUGACGACCUGGGUUUGGAUCCGGCCAGUAUAAGUGUCCUCCUCAUAGCCUGGAAGUUCAGGGCAGCAACACAGUGCGAGUUCUCAAAACAGGAGUUCAUGGAUGGCAUGGCUGAACAGGGGUGUGACAGUAUAGACAAGUUAAAAGCUCAGCUGCCAAAGAUGGAGCAAGAGUUAAAGGACCAAGGGAAAUUUAAGGACUUUUACCAGUUUACAUUUAAUUUUGCAAAGAAUCCUGGCCAGAAAGGUUUGGAUUUAGAAAUGGCAAUUGCAUAUUGGAAUUUAGUACUGGCUGGAAGAUUCAAGUUCCUGGACUUGUGGAACAAAUUUUUAGUUGAGCACCACAAAAGAUCCAUUCCUAAGGACACAUGGAACCUCUUACUAGACUUCAGCACAAUGAUCACAGAUGACAUGUCAAAUUAUGACGAGGAAGGAGCAUGGCCUGUCCUCAUUGAUGACUUUGUGGAGUUUGCUCGGCCACACAUCGGGACCAAAAGCACAGCAGUUUAAGGGCUGCUCUCACUGAAGGAACAUCCAUGUGAGGUUUCUACAAAACAGAGAGUGCAGCGAAUGGAGGACAAGGGGACCACACUGAGCUGAGAACUACGUUGCCUUUCAACCCUCAGGACUGAAAUAUUUUACACAGCAGAGACUUUAUAUAUGUGUGUGUAUGUACAUAUAUAAAAAGGCAUAUCUCUUUGUUGGUCAACUUGUGGUGGUUUGGAACUUUUAUCUAAAGUAUUGGGCUUUUUGUGUGCGCUCAAGCCAACUACAGAGGAGUCACCAUCUUUGCCCACGUGGUUGGGCUCCGCUCAAAAGCAGGUAGAUAGAUACACUUUUGAAUUGUAAUGUAAUACAAGGGUUUGUGAGGGGAUGUCAUUCUUUAAAUAUUGAAAUAUUGAAUUUUAACACUCUUGUGUGCAUUCCUGAUUUUUUUUUUUUUUUUUGUUUGUUUUGUUUUUACGAUACAUUUGUGUGACAAGUCAGUAUAAAACGUUGAUUGUAAUUUUUUAAGAAUAAUGCUGUUUGUUUAAACACAAAUGUAUAAAGAUAAAAUAAAUGUUUCAAUUUGGUAUCUUUAA